AUAAUAUAAAUAAGCUGCAACCGGCGCCACAUGCGCUGCACAUACAUAUGUAGAGAUUUAUUUUAAAGUGGAAUAAACUUCAAAGAAUAUGGCUUCACUUAUCAAGCUGGACACGGCUGCCAACAUAAAGCUUGUACCUCGCUUCUUUGUGACAAGCACACACUUGUUGCAACGCUACACCUGCAAAAUAAGCGCUUCUGUUGUGCCUGCCGUAUUGUCAGAUUUGGAACAGGCAGUUAUAAAGCCCCGUAAACAUCCGGGAAUUAUCAGGCCCAACCACAUCGAGCUUCCCCAGCAACUAAGCAACACAUUGAAGAGGAUCGUGGGCGAUCAUCCAGUGAGAAAAGUGCUGCGUGACAGUGUUUUGCUCAAUAGUUAUAUAAAGUCCCGUCAUCCGCCUCCAACAGCAUUAGAAAUUGAAAACAAGAAACGACUGAUUGUUGAAGAGGUCAAUUCCGAGAUGCCACUGGAGCGGCUUGCCACACUAAGUGCUGAGGAGGCGGCACGUUGGCAGCGCAAACGAGAAGUGAAGAUCAACAAACGCCUGGAUCAGCGAACAUACGCCUGGAAACGUAUCGAAUAUGGUGCCUACGAAGCUAUCGUUUAUGCUAUAGCAAGAGCAGCUCAAGAGUAUGCAGUCAUGAAGCGUGUACUCUCUGAGAUACAGAUGCGCGACGAUAAGUUCACGCCACGCAGUUACAUCGACUUUGGCUCCGGCAUUGGCACUGGAAUGUGGGUUGCUAGUGAAUUGUGGCGUGACAGCAUCUUUGAGUAUUACAAUGUGGACAGAUCACGAGAGAUGAACGAGCUGUCCGAGUUAAUACUGCAGCAAGGUCAGGAGAAUAAGCAGAUUGGAUUACGGAACGUUUUUUAUCGCCAAUUUCUGCCGGCCAUUGAUACCAAAUAUGAUUUGGUUGUCAUCUCACACACGCUCUUCGAGUUGGCCGACAAGCAGCAGCGCGAGGAGAUCCUGCUGAAUCUGUGGCGCAAAUGUGAUGGCUACAUGGUCAUUGUGGAGGAGGGCACGCGACGCGGCAGCGAGCUGGUCAAUGAAGCCAGACGAUUACUAAUUACUAAUGGAGAUGAACAUGUUGGCGAAACCUUUGCUCCCUGUCCUCAUGAUCUGCGCUGCCCGCGUCUCAGUAGUUUAGCUGAUCGUACGCCAUGCAAUUUUGAAAUUUCAUAUUCGCCUCUUCGACUCAGCUCGGAUUCAGCGGCAGAUCGCAAGACUUCAGUCUACAGUUAUGCCAUACUGAAGAAGGGCACAAUAGAUGAUAGCUCGCGGCAAUGGCCACGCAUAGUGCGCCCUACCUUGGUGCGAUCCAAGCAUUCAAUUUGUCGUUUAUGCACCGACGGUGGCAAACUACAAGAGGUCAUCUUCACAGCUUCUAAGCAUGGCAAAGCCGCUUAUAGCUGUGCUAGAGUUAGUCGGUGGGGAGACCGAUUACCCAUUUCCCUGGGUACGCCACAACCGAAACCCAGCAAUUCUAUCACGGAAUCGCAACAGUCAGCGAAGUCAACUGAAUUGACAUAGUUUUAACCAUGAUUUUAUAUCUCCCGCCCCUAUUAAUUUACAUUGUUACUUUGUCAGAAAAACUAUUACUUUAAUUAUAUACAAACAAACAAAUG
Messenger RNA from Drosophila sulfurigaster albostrigata, 1629 nucleotides. RefSeq names its product methyltransferase-like protein 17, mitochondrial. Bases 89 to 1534 code for a protein of 481 amino acids. Lineage: Eukaryota; Metazoa; Arthropoda; Insecta; Diptera; Drosophilidae. The record is from RefSeq and is a predicted model, not a curated record. Gene Ontology annotation, biological process: translation. Gene Ontology annotation, molecular function: structural constituent of ribosome; methyltransferase activity. The transcript has 3 exons. Gene Ontology annotation, cellular component: mitochondrial small ribosomal subunit.